This is a messenger RNA of Schistosoma turkestanicum, 357 nucleotides long. Lineage: Eukaryota; Metazoa; Platyhelminthes; Trematoda; Strigeidida; Schistosomatidae. The record is from the annotation of a GenBank genome assembly.
AUGUUAUUAUUUGAAGGGGAACCAGCUUUAUUUUUUCUAUUCAUUAUAUCCACAUUGAGUUUAUUAGUUGGCGGCUGUUUAUGGGGAUCAGGUGAAGAUGAAGGUGCAUUAACUAAAAUGACUAUUGGCAUUGUAAUAUUCACUGUAGGAUGUGCUACAACUGUAGCAUUUUUUGUCACAUACACAAUAAAACAAAUUAGAAAAAAACGAAAACACAAAAAAGAAAUUGAACGUAUUUUACAAUUACAAGAAGAAGUCAAUGCAUAUGAAAUAUAUAAACCACGAAUGAGUGCAGUCAUUAAUCAAGGAUAUGAUAAUCAAGGUAUAGAUAAUGAUGAACGAAUAACAAAGCUUUAA